AGUAUUUUCUUUUUCAGUGUAAUUUACAUGUUGACUCAGGAUAAUUACAAAAUGAUGCAUGAAACACGUUGUUCUGGUCUAAAUUAUCUUUGCAGUAAAUUGGUGGCUACCUCUCUAGUCCUUUGUAUUGGACUCCUGUGAUUGAUUGAUUGAAAAGACACUUGGGUUCUGUGCAUCUGUGACUCCUAUCAUAGCAUCAUCAGCAUCCUAAGCCAUCUAAGUGUACCAAGACCAGAGGUUCAUUCUCCUGCUUCCUCCCACGUUAAUACCGUGUUGACCGCUUUCAGUAACGGUGAGGUAAAAUUCAAGACUGCAGCCAUGUGGCUAUUUAUUCUUGACUGAUAUGUACUGUGGUAAAUAUGGUGCAAGAGGCAGAGAUCACUGACUGGGUAUUUGACAGAUUCAGUCAGGAGAACAGGCCAGGGAUGUUUGAAACCCUCCCUGCGUUCACAUAGACCUCCAGGGGUCGAGUCUGAUUCUUCUGCUCUGAACCUGAGACUCUGAGUACUGGGACGCACCUCAUCAGUGUUUUAUGACCCAGGAAAACACUCCCAGCCCUUGAGAGGGAGGGUUUCGGACACAAUUUCCGUAUGACUUUGACUGAAAGACACCGAGGACCUACACGUUCUCCCUGGAAGGUCAGAUCAGUCGAAGACGAAGAACGCCUCUUCUGCAAUGGCAUCGCCCAGCACACUCCUGUCGGCAGAGCACUUCACGUGUUCCCUGUGUCUUGAGGUGUUCAACAACCCGGUCUCCACUCCAUGUGGCCACAGCUUCUGCGUGGCCUGUAUCAGCAGCUUUUGGGCACAAGGUGACCACUGUCUGUGUCCCAAGUGUGAAAAGAGCUUCCUUGGAAGACCAGAGCUCUGUGAUAACACCUUUGCCAGAGACAUGGCUGAGCAGUUCAAGAGAAUGACAGCUAGUGGAUCUGAUGUAUCCAUCCCUGGACCAGGGGAGGUGCCAUGUGACAUCUGCCCAGGAAGGAAGCUCAAGGCCCUGAAGUCCUGCUUAGUGUGUCUCACCUCCUACUGCAAGACCCAUAUUGAGCCCCAUCAGAGAGUAGCAACACUGAAGAGGCAUAAGCUCGUUGAUCCCAUCAGUGAUCUUGAAGACAGAAUAUGUAAGAAGCAUGAGAGGUCUUUGGAGCUCUUCUGUAGGAAUGACCAAGUGUGUGUGUGUGUGCUGUGCUAUGAGACUGACCACAAAACCCAUAACACUGUCCCAGUGGAGAAGGAGUGGACAGAAAGGAAGACUAAAUUGAGGAAGACUGAAGCAGAAGUUCAGCAGAUGAUUCAAGACAGGGUGAAGAAGUUAGAGGAGAUUAAAGAGUCUGUAAAGCUCAGCAAGGUCAACACAGAGAAGGAGAUUGAGGAUGGAAUCCAGGUCCUCACCAAUCUAAUACAAGCCAUUCAACAAACCCAAGUGGAGCUCAUUGUCAAGCUGGAGGAGAAGCAAAGAAUAGCUGAGAGGAGGGCUGAAGGACUUAUUAAGGAGCUGGAGAAGGAAAUCAUUGAGCUUCAGAGGAGGAACACUGAGCUGGACCAGUUGUCGAACACUGAGGACUACAUCCAUGUUCUACAGAGGUGUUCAUCCCUUUGCACCCCUCCACACACCAUGGACUGGUCUGAGAUCACGGUUUAUGCUGACCUCUGCAUCAGUACCAUAAGAGCUGCUGUGACGACAAUAGAGAAUCAUCUCAACACUCUAGAGCACAAACUUUCCGAAAGAGAGCUCAAGAGGAUCUUUUGUUAUGCAGGGGACGUGACUCUGGAUCCCUGGACUGCAAACCCGUGGCUUGAUGUUUCUGCAGAUGGGAAACAGGUGAAGGAUGGAGACAAACAGCAAUGUUUUCCUGACAACCCGGAGAGGUUUGACACGGCACCUUGUGUCCUCGGGAAAGAGGGCUUCUCUUCGGGGAGGCACUACUGGGAGGUGGAGGUGGUGGGAAAGACUGCGUGGGAUCUGGGCGUGGCCAGAGUGUCGGUCAAGAGGAAAGGUGUGGUCCGUCUGAGCCCAGAGGACGGCUUUUGGACCGUGUGUCUCAGGAGGGGGAAUGAGUACAGGGCUUGUGACGAACAGGCUGUGCUCCUUCAUCUGCACGAGAAGCCCCGUAAACUGGGUGUUUAUGUGGACUGUGAGGAGGGACAGGUUUCCUUUUACAACGUUGAUGCCAGAUCUCAUAUCUACACUUUCUCUGGUUACAACUUCACUGAGAAGUUACUACCGUUGUUCAACCCUGAUAUGAACGAUGAUGGAAAUAACAGGGCUCCUCUUGUUAUUUCCCUUAUCAACCACAAGGGAGGGGAUGAAUUUAUACUCUAAAGCAGCUGUAAUUUGUUUGUUUUUAAAAGUAAUGGCAAGUGAAGACAGAUUUAUAGAAUGUGAAGUUGGUGAGAUUUUGUAGAAUUUGAACUUCAGGCCAAUUGUUGGUGUUAAUAUAUUGUGACAUGAGAUUAUUGUUAAUUUUUCAUGUCCUGUGGUUUUUCUAUUUUAUGUACUGUCAAACGAGAGUGAAGUUUUUUUGGUUUACAUUUAAGAAA
Molecule: messenger RNA, 2540 nt
Organism: Scleropages formosus (Asian bonytongue)
Lineage: Eukaryota; Metazoa; Chordata; Actinopteri; Osteoglossiformes; Osteoglossidae
Product: E3 ubiquitin-protein ligase TRIM39-like
Exons: 7
Coding region: 676-2322 (548 amino acids)
Molecular function (GO): protein binding; zinc ion binding
Source: RefSeq, a predicted model, not a curated record